This is a messenger RNA of Ordospora colligata OC4, 552 nucleotides long. Its product is annotated as chromatin remodeling protein. NCBI's taxonomy places the organism in Eukaryota, Fungi, Microsporidia, Ordosporidae. The transcript has a single exon. The record is from RefSeq and is a predicted model, not a curated record. Bases 1 to 552 code for a protein of 183 amino acids.
AUGGUGAAGUCGCAUUUUGAGGUAUUUGAUGCAAUGCUGGAUGAGAUACAACAACUACGUCUGGAUGCAAUAUACUUUUCAAGAUCGACGCUGAGGGCAGAACAGAGGAUUGAGAGAUUGAGGAAGAAAAGAAAGGAGUAUGAGGAUCAGUUUCUGCACACACCGACUGAAAAGUACGUCAAGAAGAUUGGAAGAUGCUGCAGGAUGAUCAAGCGAUUAUUAGAUGAGAGCUGCGAAAACUCAAGGAUGUUAGAAAAUGCAGUGAGUGAGUUGAAGUGUAAGUGUGAGGUACUUUGUGCUGAUGUGGAGGUUCCAUUUGAUUUAGAUGUGCCUUCUGUCACAAGUGUCAACUGUACAAUAAAUGUAGGGGAGAUGAGCAUGGAUGGAAAGUUGUAUUGCAAGUGCAACAGACCUGCAUUCAAGAGCAUGAUAAUGUGUGGAAGUCAUGAAUGUAGCAAUAGGUGGUUCCAUUAUGAGUGUAUAGGGAUAUCCAGCGUACCAAAGACAGAGUGGAUAUGCUCUGAGUGUAAAAAAGCAUUAUGCAAGUCGUGA